This is a messenger RNA of Malassezia restricta, 2451 nucleotides long. RefSeq names its product histone deacetylase HOS3. Gene Ontology annotation, cellular component: nucleus. Lineage: Eukaryota; Fungi; Basidiomycota; Malasseziomycetes; Malasseziales; Malasseziaceae. Gene Ontology annotation, molecular function: histone deacetylase activity. The record is from RefSeq and is a predicted model, not a curated record. The transcript has 2 exons. The coding region runs from base 1 to 2451 and encodes 816 amino acids.
AUGGUGUUGAUUGUCAAGCUGCCGGCCAGAAGGCCACCAAAAGACUCUGGGAGCGCGCCACCCAUCCAGGAUGAUUCAGUAGAUACAGGCCAGGUAAGGAAUCCUCCUGAUGGCAUUAUUCGGGAAAGAGCCUCUGCCGAGGCCAAAACUUCUGAACUGUAUCGAUCGUCUGCUCAUGCUCUCAGCACGUCAGAAAACAUUACCACGGAAUGGGUGCCUGUGGCGUCCAAACUCGAUGUUCUCUUAGCACCUUCUGUAUUAAAGCAUCGCUAUGUGCGUGGUGUGGACAAGUCAAACAUUGUCGAGCGACCACAACGUAUCCGUGCUGUUCUUCUGGGUAUUGCAGGUGUGUACGGUGUGAGCGAAAAACUUGCAGCUUGUUCCCGAACGCAUCCAGAACAUCUGGCUACAAUGUUGUCGAACAUGACAAUGGAAGAGCGUGAGAGUCCACUGCGUAUGUUCAAGACAUCUCGCAUACUCCAAAUGGACGAGCCUGAGGCUUCGCUUGCGGAUAUCCACGCCUAUGCUAAUGAGCCUGCGAUGUACUCGACACAAACGGAAUAUCAGCUCAAAUCCGAAGAAGAGCCUCCUACCUCACAUUUGGCUCGCCUAUCAAUAUUGGCCGCGAAAGCACCACAUGAUCCGCCUGGAGCUUUGCCCCGAUCACACAGUGCGAAUGCAGACCUUUCCGAUGCAACAUCCAGUGAUGGGGAAGGCGAUGAACGUAUGCAUCCGAGCGAAAUACCUGAAAUGUUACCUCAAGGCGAUUUGUACCUUUGUGGUCCACAUGCACAAGGCGUAUCUGAUACGAGCGACGGAGGCUCUCGCGAAGCGAUAUGCCACGCACUGGGCGCUUGCGUUGAAGCAGUGGAUCGUGUUGUCACAGGAGCUAAGGCGGAUCCGUCUGUACUUACUUCAGAGCAGAUUUUCCCUACAAAGGCUGGCCUGGCCGAUAUACCCCCGGUCCAAACAAAAGCACAUAUACCAGCCAAGCGGGCCUUUGUCUUGUCACGCCCACCAGGGCACCAUUGCUGUGGCGCUGAGCCAUCGGGAUUCUGUUGGGUAAACAAUGUGAUGGUCGCAGCUGCACACGCGUAUCGUUCUCAUGCUAUCGACCGCGUUGUGAUUCUCGAUAUUGACUUGCAUCAUGGCAACGGUACGCAGGCUUUGGCAUGGCGUCGUAAUUCAGAUGCUGCUGCAGCUGAUGCGCAGCGACACGCCAAGCUCCAAUCGAUGUUACGGAACAUGCAACGCUCAGGCACGGGCAGUUCAAGGCAGGCUGCUAAGGCCGCAGAGGCAGCCAGGACGCCCUGGGAAAAAAUGCUAUAUGAAGAGUCACUUGUGGGGCCUCGUGCUCAACGCGUGUUUUACGGAAGUCUCCAUGACAUUGAAAGUUUCCCCUGUGAGAACGGGGAUCCUGAUCUGAUCCGGAAUGCGAGUGUAUGCUUAGCCGGUGCACAUGGGCAAUGGAUUUGGAAUGUGCAUCUCGAAACGCAUCGUGAUGAUGCCGAAUUUGUACGAUUGUAUGAGACCAAGUAUACCCAACUGUUCGAGCAGGCGCGCCGAUUCAUUCACGAGACCCAAGCGCAUGCACAACGCACGCUCAUUAUGAUCUCGUGCGGUUUCGAUGGGUGUACCUACGAGUAUCCUGGUAUGCAGCGACAUGGAAAGCAUGUCCCACCGCAGUUUUACGCGCGUUUCGCAAAAGACUCUGCCUCACUUGCUGAUGAAGUAGCUGAUGGUAAACUCAUCAGUGUGUUGGAGGGCGGCUACUCGGAUCGAGCAUUGACGAGCGGUGCUCUGGCACACAUCGGUGGUCUCUCGGAGAUGCCAUGGUCUACCGACACAUGGACACGCACUCAAGCGCCAUGGAGUCUGGACAAUGUGUCGCAUCUGCAAAAAAUGUCUAAACGAGUUUUGCAACGUGCUCACCGGUCUGAACUUGCCAGUGUAAGCCGUCGCAGCACAGCGGCACAGCCGGCAUGGGUGGUCCGUGCAUCAGAACACUUUGCAUCCUUCCAGCGCGUCUGCGGCACCAACGCACAACCACUAGAAUUCAGCAGUUUACCUUCCACACCGCGGAAGUCAUUGACGCGUGGGUUGGACUUGGACUUGGCCACACCGACCCGAGUAACGCCAGGCGGACACAUUCUGCGCGACCGAACAAUACGACGAACGCGCUCUCAUGCGGCCAUGCUGGCUCAUCCAACCCCUGUGCGCUCAAGAUCACACGCAAGAGCGUCAGCCAAACCCAUGCCAAACGCUCCGGCACUACCAGCUACGCCUCGCAAGGGUGAAGACCCUGCGAACCUUGUGCCCGGUGCUUUACCUGUAGAAAGCGCCGGACCAACUACUCCAAUUGUACAGUCUUCAUCAAUCAAAGACGAGGACUCGAGUGCUUUGCUCGACUUGAUGGACCGUCUGCAUUUGCAGGAGCAUCAGGCUUUCUAA